AUGAGCAGCAACAACAGCAGCAGCAGCAGCAGCAGCAACAGCAGAAGCUGGAUAAGCAGUAGGAGAAGCAGCAGCAAGACAAAGAAAAGAGCAGCAGCAAUUGCAGAAACAACAGCAACAGAAACACCAGCAGCAGGACUAGCAGCAGCAGCAGCAGCAGAACCACCAACACUAGCAGCAGCAGCAGCAACAGCACCAGCAGCAACAGCAGCAGCAACAGCACCACCACCACCAGCAACAACAGCAACAGCAGCAGCACCACCAGCAACAACAGCAACAGCAGCAGCAGCAGCAGCAGCACCACCACCACCACCAGCAACAACAGAAACAGCAACAGCAACAGCAACAGCAGCAGCAGCAGCAGCAGCACCACCACCACCACCAGCAACAACAGAAACAGCAACAGCAACAGCAACAGCAGCAGCAGCACCAUCAGCAGCAGAAGCAGCAGCAACAACAACAACAGCAGCAACAGCAGCAGCAGCAACAGCAACAGCAGCAGCAGCAGCAGCAGCAGCAGCAACAGCAACAGCAGCAGCAGCAGCAGCAGCAGCAGCAGACCUUGUUCAAGCCUGA
Messenger RNA from Eimeria mitis, 576 nucleotides. RefSeq lists its product as uncharacterized. Lineage: Eukaryota; Apicomplexa; Conoidasida; Eucoccidiorida; Eimeriidae. The record is from RefSeq and is a predicted model, not a curated record. Bases 1 to 576 code for a protein of 191 amino acids. The transcript has a single exon.